Molecule: messenger RNA, 393 nt
Organism: Aspergillus candidus
Lineage: Eukaryota; Fungi; Ascomycota; Eurotiomycetes; Eurotiales; Aspergillaceae
Exons: 2
Coding region: 1-393 (130 amino acids)
Source: RefSeq, a predicted model, not a curated record
AUGUGGCAGCAAAGCCUAGUGCAGCAGUCUGCGGCUAGCCAGUACAAUGUGUAUUCCAAAUUACAUCGGGGGCCUAAAUCCACCGAGUUCACCUGGACCGUACAACUAUACGAGUUCGAUCUCGAUUACUCCAACGUGUUCUUCUUCUGGAUAAACUCCGACACACCCGAGGGAUUCGUCUCUUCUUUCCUCAAUAUUACGAAACCGGCGAGCCCCUCGACAUCACAUUCGACAACAGCAUCAGUGUCCAUACCCACAGACUCUACUAACUUAGUGCCGUUGAAUGACCCCCCUGUCUCUGAUACUGCCUUGAAUUCCGCUUCGGACUCCGGAAUCUCGACUACAGCGAAGAUCGCACUAGGGGUGGGGAUGGAAUCGGGGUGCCGGUGUUAG